This is a messenger RNA of Parnassius mnemosyne (clouded apollo), 2103 nucleotides long. NCBI's taxonomy places the organism in Eukaryota, Metazoa, Arthropoda, Insecta, Lepidoptera, Papilionidae. The record is from the annotation of a GenBank genome assembly.
AUGGAUCCACAAGAGCUUGUGCCAUUGGAGGCGGGCCUGGCGAACCGCCCACGACCAACUCGCCAGAUCAGUCAAUUUACUUCAAGAUCCUGCUAUCAGGUGCCAAUCAAACUCUGUAGAAUGCUGGCUCUGAUGAUCGUCGUUCCUUGUUUAUUCAUCUUCGUGCCACUGUAUAUGAAAUACCGAGUGUUCUCCGGCCAGAUGUACCCGAUGAGCAUGACUGAUAUGAGAUUGAUCGAUAGCAGAAUAUCACCGACUUGGUGUCAGCGCCAAGUGGUGAAGUCGAACGCCACGUUCAACGCGUUCGUGGUGCCGGGACCUCCGGCCUUCGCUGAUGAACUGGUGCCCGUAUCCAUGACACGGGAAUUGGAGUUGGAAGACGAUAUGAAAGAAUACUGGGGAUUUUAUCUUUUGAAAGGAUCUAGUGUGACCGUUUCCACUUGUGUCAGAUGGCCAGGAGCAUCCCUCAUCAUGAUCAAAGGCUACAAACACCUUCAGGAAUGCGCGUAUAUCGGAGACAACUCAUCCGAGGAAUUGGACGAGUUAUACGAGGCAUACGAACUAGGUCUCCUCUCGAAUACUACGCUACUGCAGAAAGUGCAAGAGUUAAAGAAAGUGGACGGGAAAGCCAAUGAUCCAGGAACCAUGAAACGGCACAAAGCUGGUGUGAGCUUUCACGACCCAAAGCAAAUGGCCAAUAUGACUUCUUCGGACCCUGUUCCUAGUAUCGAUGUUACGGAUCACGAUCCAAAGGAGCUGAGAGAAAUCCUCGAACGUCUUCACGCAAUCAGGCAGGCCGCUAAAGAUGAACAGCUGAAGUACUUCCACCCGCCAUCACACCUCAUGGCCCUUCCAGCUCUUCAUCGACACAGAGAUGCUAACGUAGACCGAGACGAGAGGAAAUGGUUGUCUUUUAAAGACAUAGACGGAAAUAACAGUGAUCACGUCAUCGCUACGACAACCAUGAAACCGCUUAACAGAACUAAGGAAGUAGGAAAUCCAGUUAAAACAGACAAUAACGCAAUGAACAAAUCUGAACAAACAACCGAGAUUGUUAAAGAUAUAGAAACUGCAACAAAUAAAACAAUUGCAAAUGAUAAUAAAACCGUGAUUGUGACGGAAAAUUAUGAAGCGCCUACAACGUUAAAUGUGAAAUUGGAUUUUCAAACGCCUGAAAUGGAAACUAACAAUGGCGGAGUUAACUCAAAGGAAGUGUUUGAGGACGUCCUAAAACAACUCCAAGCGCUGGGUGAUAGAGGGAAGAGGGUCCUAUUCCGACUGCACAAAUCCAUGGGCGUAGAUUUUGAGGCGGAGAGGUUGAACAAGUCCGUGAUAAUGUCAAAAGUGACCGGCAGUGACGAGGAACUGGAUCGGCUGCGACAAGUACUGGUGGAAGCAAUCGAUGAAGAAAAGAACAGGAGUCAGAGACAACAAAGACGCCGUGACGCAAGAGAGGAAGCCAGAGCUAAAAGAGAGCUGAUGCUCGGUCAGGUCGAGUUACAGAAAGAGUUCAAUGAAGACGACGAGGCAAGGAAUACCGCUGUUGAAGAGGGUCUAUCGCCAGAUGGGUACGCGGAACACCACAGUCAAGUGAACGAGACGACUGCCCUCGACAUGUCCAACUCUGAGUUCUGGUCGUCGUUCUCCAGCAGCGAGGAGGCGCUGCUGCAGUGCGCGGGGCUGGUGCUCAACCUACCGCUCACGCCGCACCCCGGCUGCACUGCGGACCGACACGACCAGGAUGCUGCCAGGGCUAACGCACUCACUUACAGAGUGCCAGCGAACGGGUACUACUUCUUCGUGUUCAGCUCGGAGAACGAAGUGCAACGGAACUUCAUCCGGGCGCGGUUCGAGCUGCAGAAGACGCGCUACGACGUGGCGCGCACCGCGCUGCGCGAGUGCACCAACACCACGCGCCGCUGCGACCUGCCGCUAGACAUCUUCUCCUCGCAGCGGGUAAUCCUCGAAGUGCCGCUGCGUAACAACGACUCCCUCUGGAACGAACAGUUCGUAAUUAUCUCGGAAUGUGAACCCCGGACCUCGAUCUACUUGGUGUGCGUUAUAGCUGUGCCUAUACUCAUUUUAGUCUUUGCCUUCCAGUAG